AUGGACGUGGCAUCGCUGGGAAGUCUCCCAGACGAUCUCAUUCUCGACAUUGUCCAGCAUCUGGACACGGCCCGCGAUGUGGCUCAUCUGGCCAGCGCAUCGCGACAUGCCCAUGCCGUCAUCAACCAGAGCGGGUGGCGCAGCUUCGUGAGGGCCAAGUUCCCUUCCAUCAACAUCCCCUUGGGGGCUUUGACGGGCUGGAAUGCCGUGGCAGACCGCUUGACGUAUCUCGACCGGUGCUGGGACAGUCGUGGGUUCUAUCUGACGGUGUACGGAGAGAAGCCUCCGGCGCGGACCAAGAGGAGGGAGUUUCCCAGGAGCAGACAGUCUGUCAACUUUCACUCCGUCAUUGAUGCUACGACGCUCGUGGCUACGCAGGAGGAGCUGCUGGCGUGUGGCGCUGGAGAGAACUUGAUUCUUCGACGAAAGGGCGUGAGCGGCAAGGGCCCGGAUAGCUGGAGCAAGUUGGGAGGCCGCGAGGCUGGAUAUGCAGCUGGGACGGGAGAUGUGACGGCAAUCAGCCUCAUCCAGCGCCAGCAGCUCCCGGAGGUGGUUGUUGGAAGGGCUGACGGAAGCCUUCAGCUCUUGUCUGUCGGAGAUGAGACGCUGUCGGAUGCUUCUCAGAGGUUUCUUCCCUCACACGAUGCUAAUAAUCCAUCUGGAGUGCCUCUAAGCCGAAGGUCUCCUGGGCAGAGGGCGAUUUCAUGGACCGAGUGGGAGUCCGAUGCCAAGUUGCUGGCAAGCUGCAGGAGCUCCGUCUUGACGCUUUACAACCUUUCCGAUGCCGAAGAGGCAACUCUGAAACCUGUUCUCUACUACGACGUUGCUAAGGAUGGCUCUGUCGACGAGGUUUCGCUUCUGCGCAGCGCCAAGUUCAUGGCCAACGAUGUGAUUGCUUGUAGCAUUGGUGGUAGCACUGAGCCUUUGAGAUGGGCCAAGAUGAGGCCCAGUGGAAUCGAGUUUUUCAACGCAGCAAUGAGUUCCAGGGUUAGUGGCGGUGCUUCGGCGGAUUCCAAGAGGUCGGCUGAGAAGACGACGGUUCGUGCUAUUCAGCCGGUUACAAGGAUGAAUGAUAAUCUGCUGCUCAGCGCCUGGGACGACGGAAGCCAUAGCCCUGACCUCCGAUUCUUCGACUUUCGUUUCCCGAAGCCGUAUCAUCACACUAAUGCCAUGCCUUGUUCCGGAAACACACCUCUCCCUGGACGACCCCAUCAGUACGGGGCCAUCAAUGAAGUCGAUGGACUUCAGAUCAAACCGGUCGAAGAGUGCGAUUCCUCGUCUGGUCGAUCGUGCACAUGGCACCAUCUAUCACGACAAGAUAGCUGGCGGCCAGACGCAGUCAUGCACAUCUACAGCACAUCUAUGGACCGAGUCCAUUCCUUGGCCAAAGCAUCCGACCUGUCGACGUCGUUCUACUGCGGCGUUAGGGGAGCUGUCGUAGAGGCGACGUAUUCCCUAGCUGAAGACGUAGACUUGGUAGUCUCUCGUAGGUCAUCGCCGGAAGGAUGGCAAGCCAUCGACCCCGAGGGAAGAGCGUCGUUGAUAGAGACGGGUGUUGGCCUCCGUGAUGGAGAGGCACAGCUGGAGGAGCAGACGCAGACGAGGAUGCCGGAGCUUUAUUACUAUGAGCGGUGGAGGAUUCCGGAGGGGGAGACGGAGUAUAAGAGGGAGCAAGGGAGGCGUUUGGAUCCGGCGUUGGUGACUAGCCGAAGGAGCAGAGGAUGA
Messenger RNA from Trichoderma aggressivum f. europaeum, 1725 nucleotides. RefSeq lists its product as uncharacterized. NCBI's taxonomy places the organism in Eukaryota, Fungi, Ascomycota, Sordariomycetes, Hypocreales, Hypocreaceae. The record is from RefSeq and is a predicted model, not a curated record. Gene Ontology annotation, molecular function: protein binding. The transcript is spliced from 2 exons. The coding region runs from base 1 to 1725 and encodes 574 amino acids.